Rotaria sp. Silwood2 is the source of this 1380-nucleotide messenger RNA. The record is from the annotation of a GenBank genome assembly. Lineage: Eukaryota; Metazoa; Rotifera; Eurotatoria; Philodinida; Philodinidae.
AUGUGGCUCUCUGUCUCCUAUUCCAUAUCAUGUUUUUAUUUAGCUACUAUAAAAGACGCUAAUGCUUAUGAAUUUUUACGCCUUAAUAUACCUGAUGCAUUACCUACUUUGACAACCAUUCAAGCAAAAUUAGCAAAAGAAGGACUUCGUGCAUUAGAAGGUGAAUUUCGUUACAAUGAUAUGAUUAAAUAUAUGUCUACAAUUGAUUCAAAGUUUGCAUUUUAUGCUGAAGAUUGUACUACCGUACAACGAAAAGUUGUUUAUGAUACUCGAUCAAACUCGUUUGUGGAUUUUACACCGCCACUCGACGAAUAUGGUAUGCCACCAAUGAGCCAUUUCCAAACAAACUCUAUCGAGGAUUUAAAGCGUUGGUUUGAACAGGAAGAUAUUUCUAAUUUGCUCAAUCUUUACAUGAUUCAACCAAUACAUAGCAACAAUCAAAAAAUUUCUCCUUAUGCACUUGCUGCCUAUGGAACAAAUGGGAAGUACACUUCGUUUGAUAUUAUUCGCCGUUGGUUUACAAUUUUUGAAGAAAGCUCAAAACAAGGUGUUCGAAUCUUGGGUUAUUCAACGGACGCCGAUCCCAGGUGUUUAUUGGCUAUGAAAUUAGUCUCCGGCUUUUUUGCCAUCUUAUUGAAUAGUCCAACAACACAACACUCUUUAUUAUUAACAGUUGAUAUACCGAAGUCUUGGUCAUGGUUUUUUUUACCGGCUCAACAGCUAUUCUUGUGUAUGCAAGAUUCGAUUCAUAUUUGUACGAAGCUUCGGAAUCGGCUUUUAUCAACGACAGCUGUUAUGAUGAUAGGAGAUGGCUUAGUUACUAUUGAUUAUUUGUUACGACUCAUCGAAUCACAAUCAAAAUUCAAUCAUAACUUGGUUAAGUCAGAUGUUUGUCCACAUGACAAACAAAAUUUUAGAUCAUGCGAAAAAUUAUGUGGUUCAAUAGAAUGUUUACAAGAAAUCAAUGGUUCACAUGCAACAGUCGUAUAUCUUAGUAUUAUUCGUUGUGUUAUGAUAGCAUUCAUUGAUUCAUCAUCACAAACAUCGGAUCGAAUUUAUUAUGCUUGGCUAGCAGUCUUCAUAUGUCGUUUAUGGCGAACAUGGCUUGAUUUAGUACCAAAACAAGAUUUAGAUAAUCGUAUAUCACAAAUGGCUAAUCUUUCGGAUAUUGCCAAAGAUAAAUGCAAACAAAAAGCUACUAAAAACAUUUUCUUUAUCACAUCAUCAACAUUUUUAUGUCUUGAACUUAAUGCACAUCAUCUCACUUAUCUUACAUUACUAGUUGCUGAGAGUCAGCUACCACCUGAAACAUUGAAAAUAUCACUAUUCAGUUCUCAGACAUGUGAAAAUUUUUUUCGGAUUGACACGAUCAAUGUCUGA